AUGGAGGAGGAGGGCAAAAAAGGCAAGAAGCCUGGAAUAGUGUCUCCUUUCAAACGAGUCUUCCUGAAGGGCGAAAAAGGUCGGGAUAAAAAAGCCCAGGAGAAGGUUACGGAGAGACGGCCUCUGCAUACGGUGGUGGUGUCCCUGCCUGACCGCGUCGAACCAGACGUGCUGCUGAAUGACUACAUUGAGAAAGAAGUGAAGUAUUUAGGUCAACUCACAUCCAUCCCAGGGUACCUGAAUCCCUCCAGCCGCACGGAAAUCCUGCAUUUGAUCGAUAAUGCAAAGAGAGCACACCAGCUCCCGGGGCAGCUGACCCAAGAACACGAUGCUGUCAUCAGUCUCUCUGCCUACAACAUCAAGCUGGUGUGGCGGGAUGGAGAAGAUCUCAUCCUCAGGGUCCCCAUCCAUGACAUCGCAUCCGUUUCCUACAUCCGAGAUGACUCCUCUCACUUGGUCGUGCUGAAAACAGCUCAGGACCCCGGGAUCUCCCCAAGCCAGAGUCUCUGCGCCGAGAGCUCCAAAGCCCUUACUUCAGGUUCGCUGUCUGAGAGCGGGGUGGUUCCCGUCGAAGCUUGUUGCUUGGUGGUGCUGGCUACGGAGAACAAAGUGACUGCCGAGGAGCUGUGCUCACUUCUCAGCCAAGUCUUCCAGAUUGUUUACACUGAGUCCACGAUAGACUUCUUGGACAGAGCAAUAUUUGAUGGGGCGUCCACACCGACGCGGCACAUGUCCUUACACAGCGGUAAGUCCGUGCUCUCCUCCUUUGCUUCUUUCUUACCGGGCCCGUCUGAGGGUCUCUCCCCGUCUUCACCAACGUCCAUCACGUCUCUUCUGCCACCCUCUGAGGUGGGAGCCAACCUGGUGGCUUCCCUCCUGCAGGAUGACUCUUCUACAAAAGUGGAUGUUAAGGAAUCUUACGAAACGGAAGCAAGCACUUUUUCCUUUCCAGAAACCUUGGAUGCAGGCGACAACUCCCCAUCUUCCUUCUCUACACAACAGUCUCCACACAUUAAGACAGUCAGCGAGAGCGAGCUGAGCACCACGGCGACAGAGCUGCUCCAGGACUAUAUGAUGACGCUCCGAACGAAACUCUCUUCCCAAGAGAUCCAGCAGUUCGCCAUGCUCCUGCACGAGUAUCGCAAUGGGGCUUCGAUCCACGAAUUCUGCAUCAACUUGAAGCAGCUCUACGGGGACAGCAGAAAGUUCCUGCUUUUAGGUCUUCGCCCCUUCAUCCCCGAGAAGGACAGCCAACACUUUGAGAACUUCCUCGAGACCAUCGGGGUGAAGGACGGCCGGGGCAUCAUCACAGACAGUUUCGGGAGGUACAGGCGGACUCUGAGCACCACUUCCAAUUCCACCACCAACGGCAACGGCGCUGCCGGCAGCUCGGAUGACCAGUCCGUCCCUUCGGAGGAGGACGAGUGGGACCGAAUGAUCUCACACAUCAGCAACGACAUCGAAGCUCUGGGGUGCAGCAUGGACCGCGAUUCCUCUUGAGAGCGAGCCAGGGGGGAAGGACGGUACCGGCAGCUCCCCGUGCCGGGGGAGCUCGCUCCGGCAGCCUCCCACCGAGACCCCGCAGCGGUGCCUGUAUCCUGACCGUCGUUCUGGAAGAGGUUUUGGGGCUGGAUCAGGAUGUAAUUACUCUCACAUCCUCAUUAACGGCUCUGGGCAGCCGGUGGCAGGCGGCCGGUGCCCUCUCACCGUGCCGGCACGCUGUGGUGGAGGACCCCAGGGCAGGAGCCCAUCCUGCAGCCGUCCCUGGUUUGGUUUCGCCGGCGCAACGGGGAGCGAGGCUGGGGAGACAAGUUGGCUACAACCCUCUGCCUGGUUUACAGUUUUGCACAUGGUAUCCCUAUUGUAACUGCUCUCUUCUUCCUCCUCCUCGCCCCUGUUUUUGAAUGAAGUUUACCACAAUGUGAAUUAUUUAAACCCAUUGUCGAUGUUGUCGAAACAUUUCGGCUCCAGACGUGCAGGAGAUGCUGCGGCGGUAGCGGAUGCCGGCUGCGCCGUGAGCUUUGUGCUUGUGCUGCUGCAGCCUGGCCUGCAAACCCCAUUCCCCCCCUGACCCCGGCUUUGCUCAGGAAUAGCGGGGGGGCCCAGGGAGGUGAGGGGGCCCCACAGCCGCUCUUUUACC
Molecule: messenger RNA, 2140 nt
Organism: Gavia stellata (red-throated loon)
Lineage: Eukaryota; Metazoa; Chordata; Aves; Gaviiformes; Gaviidae
Gene: CCM2
Product: CCM2 scaffold protein
Exons: 10
Coding region: 1-1500 (499 amino acids)
Biological process (GO): heart development; vasculogenesis
Source: RefSeq, a predicted model, not a curated record